UCAUAAGAUGAUAACCGAUAACCCAAAAAUUUAGUAAAAAUUUUGAUUGGAAAAAAAUACAUCGAUAAGGGGGUGUGGGAAAUGGAAAUUAGUGGCUUUUCUGCUGUACUGUCUGCUAGUCAAAUCACACAACACUUUUUUCUAUGCUGCUAGUUUUUGCUCUGGGCUCUGGCUGGAUCUCUUGUUUAAACAAUUUUAAUCAGCUGAAAGUGGCCUACAAAAAAAAACCAAGAAGGAAAUGUAUAGCCUUGUGGCUAUAAAAGGCAAAAGAGAGAUAUAAAAAGUGUAUUGGCUAGUUGGAAGAAAGUCCACAUUGUCCAUGCAUAAUAAGUUAUUACUUUAUCAACAAAUAUCAAGAAGAUAGCAGGAAGUCACGAGCAACACGAGCAAUUGAACAACUUCAUAAGUUCAAGAAUAUCGAGGAAAUCCAGCUCCUCGAUACUACUGGGCAAACUAGAAGAUUGAAGAGGACAAAGCCUUUUGAACUAGUUUGAGUGAUAGGUGAUAGUGAAAAACGGAGCAUAGUGCUUGUGUGCUGUGCCUGUGUAUGUUAGAAUAGUGCACGAUCUUGUUAGAUUAGAUAAGAGACGCUAUGGGACUUGGACCGAUUUUAAGUCGGCAUUGAAAAAGAAAGCUGCAGAAAUAAAACGGGAACAAACUGGAACUGGAGGAGGACCCCCAAGUGGAAAACAAUUGACUUCCUACGAGGAGAGGGCUUUGAAAUUACUGGGGAGUAGUUUUAUUGGACUAAAUAUGGCAGAAGCAGGUUUGGAACCACCUCAGACAUUGGCCCAAUCACAAUUGCAUUUACCAAUAUCCGUAAAAAUAAAUGAUGGUGCAUCCACCAGUUGGCAAGAAGGGGUAUGUUCAUCUCCUACCUCUGUCUCUACAUCUAGUGUUCCCAUCAACCCAAUAUCUACAAAACCUAGAGUUGAAAAGAGACAAAUUUCAACACAUGAACAUAGUUAUGUGAAACAAAGGAAAGUGAGUGUUGAAGAUACAUAUGUGGAAACAAUUGACAUACUGAAAAACAUGGACACAAAACUGGAGUCAAUCAACCAAAAGCUAGGUUCUAUAGCGGAUUCGUUAAAAAUUAUUGCAGAGAAAAUGUAGUAUACUUUGUUUGUUCAUAAAAUAAAUAUUUGU
Diabrotica virgifera virgifera (western corn rootworm) is the source of this 1146-nucleotide messenger RNA. RefSeq lists its product as uncharacterized. The transcript is spliced from 4 exons. The coding region runs from base 754 to 1113 and encodes 119 amino acids. NCBI's taxonomy places the organism in Eukaryota, Metazoa, Arthropoda, Insecta, Coleoptera, Chrysomelidae. The record is from RefSeq and is a predicted model, not a curated record.